GUAAUUGUGAUAAAUCAAUGGAGCCGUCGGUGACUUUUCUUCUGACAGAAGAGGCGAUGGUAGGCCGUUGCGGAGGCGAGAUGCCAGAGGCGAUGCUGCUUUCUCACCUCCAUCGCCGGCUCCUGUUCCUCAUUUCCUUCCUCCUCAUAAUCCCUCAAGUCGCACCGGCGAUCGCAGAAGAACUUGCUUUCCAUGGGUGUCAGUGGACAGAAUCUUGUCAAAGCAAAUGGCUUGGUGGUUGUGGUGCUGGGUUUGUGGUAGCUGAUCAGUCAGAGAACUGCAAUGGUCUUUGUGGAGAGUCGAGUUACCCUCCAUGCCUUCCCUUCUACACACACUUCCAUUGUUGUAAACCCGAGCGCCCAAGGGUAACAAGCAAGUGCUCAAGAUGCAACAACAAGCUAGACUUUGGUGAUGAGUAUGUAUGUUGCACUGAUUGUUCAGAUCCUUAUCUAAUGGAUAAGAGCAGCAAAUUUGGUUUCUGCAAAACUGGUGCAGAGCUUGCUAUCCAAUUAAAACCACAAGAAAUUUUUAAGUGGGUUGCUGGGCCAUGGAUGAAGUGCUCUUCUCCUUGUGAUGGCGGAAUUCGCUAUAGAGAUGUUGGCUGUUAUGGAAGUAUCACUGAUUCAUCCAUCAAGCACUACCCGGUGGAUGAUAGUAGGUGUCCAGGCCAAGAAAUGCCUGCUAGGCAGGAGGUUUGUAAUCUGCAAAGUUGUAUAGAUUUGAGCGCCAGUGAUUCAAAUGAGAAGUCAAGCGGGAUGUCGGGAUGGUUGGUUGCUUUUCUUGUUCUUGUUGUGCUUGUGGCCAUAGGAGCGGUUGGUUUUGCUGGCUACGUUUACUACAAGAGGAGAUCCUCUGCGCCAAGUGGCUUUGUCUAUAUCAUGCUGGAAGGAUAUUCUUGAACAGGACUGAUCCCUGUGGCAGAAUUGUCUUGAUAGGAAAUUUCUUGUAUAUCUUCUCUAAUGCUUGUGAUUGUGUGUUUCAGUUGUUCCAGUCCAUUUAUUCUGCAGAUUUAUCACACAUUGUCGUGAUUCUUCAAUAUGAGGUGAUGGUCACUUGCACAAGAUGACCGUAAAGAUUGUUCCAGUUAUGUGCUUGUGAUUCAGGCAACUAAAACUUACAUGGUAUGCCCCUCACGCCUCCUACUCAAAAGCUCUUCAGUGUGUGGAACAAUGUGAUUAUGGGUAACUAAGUUUUUUAAUGCUAUUUUGAUUAUUGGUAACUAGAGUUGUAGACGAGUUAAGAGCCUUAGUUUAAUGGUGAAGUUAUUACUAUGAUAAAGUUACUACUGUGCGACUUGAACGUCACAUAUUCGAAUGACGGAAA
Molecule: messenger RNA, 1323 nt
Organism: Zingiber officinale
Lineage: Eukaryota; Viridiplantae; Streptophyta; Magnoliopsida; Zingiberales; Zingiberaceae
Product: A disintegrin and metalloproteinase with thrombospondin motifs 18-like
Exons: 6
Coding region: 18-899 (293 amino acids)
Source: RefSeq, a predicted model, not a curated record